AGAAGUCACAUCAUGUCAGACGGGUCACCUAUGCCGACAAUGUAGUGUGUUUACCGUGGUUUACAAUGGGCGGACAGGUGUGCACUGUGUGUCAGUGUGUUACAGACAGGCUCGCGCAGGUGGACUAGUCAGACAGGUUUGGACUGGGAGCCUUUUGUUCACUUUUUUUGAAGGCGAUGUAGGAAAGUUAUCAUGAAAAUAGUCGCAGCUGUAGCGCUUAUACAUUUGUGUUUAUCUGCGACAGCGGCAGUUUCGGAUAAUGGCUCCACCGAAACGGCGCUGGAAGCCGCACCGGGCGACAUCGCUCUACUUCCGUGUUACACCGUCGGUAAUGUAACACCGACCUUAACGACAUGGAUGAAAAAUGGACGAGAAGUCAUUAGGGGUGGAGGUUCUUCGCCGAGCCCUUCUCCCGCCGCACAGCGUCUGAUGGUAAUGCAUGACGGGAGCCUGAACAUCGGUUGGGUGACACCUGGAGAUGAGGGCAGCUACCUGUGCAGCUCCACACUACCUGGCAACAAUACAUUCCAUGCACGUGUCCUGCUCCAAGUAACCAGUGGUCCAGAAAACGUGUCUGUGUCCAUCGGCCCAGCCCACGCCCUGUCCAAUGGGACGCUCAUCGUCUAUCAGGGCUCGACCGUCUCCUUUAACUGCUCCGGCUCCUCCUACCCCUCUCAGCAGCUGACCUGGGCCUUCAGAGGAGCUUCGUCCAGCAACGACUCACUGGUCUCAGGUACUGGAGCCUGGCUGGACUACGGGAUAGAAGACAUUCAACCCGGCGCUCAGGGAGUUUACAGCUGCAGGGCCCACAACACCGUCUCUCAUCAGGCAGUCAACAAGAGCACGCAGCUGCUAGUGUACUAUGCCCCAGAAAGACACCCUGAGUGUAUGUGGUCACCAGCGCAGGACCUCUCCUACAUCCAGUUCAACUGCAGCUGGUUUGGAGCGUAUCCCACCCCGACGCUGAGCUGGGAGGAAGACCAGGGAGCCCAGUGGCAAGGACGCGUUUAUGCAACGGAGGUGACGGACAGUCUGUCGGUGACACUGAACCGCUCCCAGCUGUCUGAUGGGCAGACGCUGAGGUGCACGCCCCGGCACCAAGCGCUCGCUUCGGGAAAGGAGAAGUCGUGUUGUUUUACCCUCAAGCCUCCGUAUCCUGAAGGCGAGCCGAUGGUCACGGCUCUGGAGGCGACCAGCGUAACUCUAAUCUGCACUGAGGCCACGUCCACCCCCCCUGCAAACACCUCGUGGAGAAAGGGACUCGAGCAGGACAACAUCGUGCCCGGGUCAAAGUAUGUCCUGUCUGAGGAAGGCCCCGUCUACAAGCUGACCAUAAACAACGUCAGCAAGGACGACGAAGGCGUCUACUUCUGCCGCAGCGAGAACCCCCUCGCCGUCAGCGAGCUGGAAGUCUACAUCACUGUGAAAGCCUCCUCUGAAUACACGGGAGCGAUCAUCGGCAUCUUUAUAGCAGCACUGAUCGUGGGAUCAGCCGUCAUCAUAGCUAAAACGGUUUACUCCAGCCGACACCGAAUUUGCCUGGGAAGUGGCUUCGGGCAAAUGGAGGAGGACAGAGGAGAUGUGCUGAGUCUGGUGGAGUCAGACGACGAGCAGAUCUUUCAAGACGCCGUCCCGCGGCUGCCUCCGCUGGUCAACGGACGCCACACGACGCUUGUCCAGAUACAUCGAAUCCCAUCGAGUGAUCAUGAGGACGCAGAAACUGCUGACACAAGCCCGGAGCAGCAGGAAGACACUGUACAGACAGAGGAGCCGGUGGAACUUGUAACAUUUUAGGUAUUGGGUGUUUUUAGAAAAAUGUUUUAUUUUUAGUUAAAUACUAUUUACUCCCAAUGAGAAUGUGAACAGAACUGGUGGAAGACAAAUGUAAAAGAAAAAUCUCUUUUAAUUUGUUUUGGGGUUUUUUUUUAAGCUUUUCUGUGAUUAACAUAUUUGUACAGUGUUUUGAAUAUGUUGCUCUGAUACUGACGUGAAUGCAGUAAAUGAAGUUGGUGAAUCCAAAGAAUAUGAUUGUAUGACUGCCGUCUUUUGCAUGGUGGAAAAAUGUCUUUGGUAACCCAUGACUAACUCCUCAUUCACAGAUCUACGCACAGCUCCACCCUGUGUUGUAACAUUUUCAGACUAACUAACAUGUUUUUAAAAAAUGUGGUAGAGUCAGUUUGUCACUCAUUAGGUUACCUUAUCUGGGAAACCAAGUGAAACAUCACUAACUUUUGACUCAAUGUGUCACUAUUGGACUUUGUUCUGUGUAAAUAUUUAAACUAAGAGUUGGUGAUAUGACCUGAGAGUAAAAUCACUGGUAAUCUGCAUUUAAAAAUGGAGUUGUGCGCUUACUUACAUAUGCGCUUAGCUAGAACACAAGAAGCAACUAUUAUGAUUUUCUUUAUUCAUUUAAAUCAAUCUUCAUGCAAAAAUACCAAACGUUUCCUCAUCUGAGUUUCUCAAUUGUUUGGCUUUGAUGAUUUUCUUUGUCUUAAUUCAUAGUAAAGUGGUUUGGACUGGUUGAACCAUCCUGGGCUUCAGACCGAUAUGAAGGACAUUUAAUUGACAAAAGAUUCACUGAUAAUAAAAACAAUAGUAAGCUGCACCCUAAGAUUAAUAAAACGUUUUUCUUUUUAAGGGAAUGACAACACUAAUUCAAAGUAGCUCAUGCUUUGGUGUGAAAUAUUCCAAGCCAUUUUUAUGGCUGCACUAUUACAGCAAAUGUUAAAUAUCAGAUAUUUGUAUGUUUUAAUAAUUAUUAUUAGUAGGAUGUAUUGUGAAUAAUGAUUUAACACACUUUCCUCUUCAGUUCACGCAGAGACAUUUUCCAUA
Molecule: messenger RNA, 2832 nt
Organism: Seriola dumerili (greater amberjack)
Lineage: Eukaryota; Metazoa; Chordata; Actinopteri; Carangiformes; Carangidae
Gene: vsig10
Product: V-set and immunoglobulin domain containing 10
Exons: 9
Coding region: 193-1794 (533 amino acids)
Biological process (GO): cell-cell adhesion
Cellular component (GO): cell-cell junction
Molecular function (GO): cell adhesion molecule binding
Source: RefSeq, a predicted model, not a curated record